AUGAAGGGGAGAAAAGGCUAUGUUGGGAUAAAGCUUGAUAUGUCAAAAGCGUACGACCGUAUUGAAUGGAAUUUCCUUGAUCAUACCAUGGAGGCUUUCGGGUUUUGCCCACAAUUUAGGCGAUUAGUGGCUAAAUGUGUGUCUUCGGUGUCCUUCUCGGUUCUUCUCAAUGGGGGCCCUCUGAAGCAAUUUCGGCCUGAGAGAGGGCUUAGACAAGGUGAUCCCCUCUCGCCAUAUCUGUUCAUUAUGUGCAAUGAGAUCCUGUCUCGGAUGCUGAUUAAAGCUGAAAAUGAUGGAUUGAUGGGCGGUUUUAGGGUCUCCCGGCAGAGCCCUUCCAUCUCUCAUCUCAUGUAUGCGGACGACACCUUCAUUUUUUGUGAAGCCUCCCUUGAGAAAGUCUUGGCGACUCAAGAGUGUUCAGAUCGCUUCUGCUUGGCAUCGGGACAGUGUAUUAAUGUUCACAAGUCGACUCUUACCUUUUCUGCUAAUGUUGAUCCUACCCUCAAGUCAGUGCUUAAGGAAGCCUUAGGUUUUCAGGACAUGUGUGGAGAUGACAGGUUCCUUGGCAACCCCAUCCUUCUCUCGGGUAGCAGGGUAAAAGAUUUUAACUUUCUAACUGAGAAACUGGCUAGGAGAAUCGAAGGGUGGAAAUCUAAGCUUCUUUCUCAGGCGGGUCGUUUGACUCUGUUGCAAUCUGUGGCCUCAAGCACUCCGGUCUACACUAUGUCCACCUUCUUAAUCCCGAAGACCAUUAGUCAUACCCUGGAUAAGAUGUGUCAAUCCUUUUGGUGGACGGGGGAGACAGAUAAGUCUCAUUUUCUUGCUCUAGCUAGCUGGGAUUCUAUAUGCCUGCCAAAGGAGCGGGGAGGUUUAAAUCUGAAGAAAUUCGAAGAUUUCAACUUGGCCUUAAUUGCUAAACUCGGGUGGAGGCUUGCUUCGGGGUCUGAGUCGCCUUGGUGCUCCUUGUUUCGUGCCAAAUACUUUAAGCACAAUCAAUCCUUCUGGUCUGCCCCUUCCCGAAGUACUAUGUCCUUUGGUGCUAGAGGAAUCAUGGCCUCCAGGGACCUCAUUCGUAAUGAGGCUUAUUUUCUUGUCGGUAGUGGUCGUAAUGUGGAUAUUUGGCAUUCCCCUUGGGUGCCGUGGCUCUCUUGGGAGGAGUAUGUAGCUUCCUUCAAUCCAAGGAUCCAGGAACGUGGUGUUACGGUUAGCUCUCUUCUCUUAUCGGAUUCAUCUUGGUCGAUGGAGGUGAUGGGUAGAAUGUUUCGCCCGAGCCUGAGUACCAUGAUGGGGUCUAUCCCCAACCUUUCUUCUAGCACUCCUGAUGAAUUGAUUUGGAAAGCAUCCAAGGAUGGUUCCUUCUCGGUUAAAGUGGCCUACCAAGCUAUCAUUAGAGGGAGAAGUGGUUUGGAGGAUGAGCUGUGGAAGCUUAUUUGGAGGAGUAAAGUCUAUGAAAGAGCCAAGUGUUUCUUGUGGAAAAUUGCCCGUGACAUCCUUCCCUUUGGGAGUAGACUGCACCAGAUUUUUGGUAACAUCUCCACCUCCAUCCUUUGUCUUGCGGAGGAGGACUCUCCCAUACACUUGUUCUUCAGAUGUGAUGUUGCUAAGCAAAUUUGGCGUUCUGGCCCGUGGGGAAUUUGCUCUGAGGCCUUGGUUUUUCAGGAUAAUAAGGCGAUGGUGCGCUGGCUCUUAACUCCUUCAAAUUUGCCUUUGGCUAAUGCAGGAGAGAGGUCGAGGUUUACCCUGUAUGCUAUAAUGGUGUGUUUUCAUCUUUGGAAGUAUAGAAAUAUGGUUUUCCAUGAUGGAAUUAAGUGGCCAAUCCCUAAGCUUCAGCAGGCCAUCCUCGCGGAUGCUAACUCCCUUGCGGAUUUGGAGGAUGUGGAGGAGUUGCAGCCACAUACCCCUACUGUUGCGGACAUGGCUUUGGGACUUGACACUAGGCAGUAUCCGUGGAGCAACUUUAAUAUUUUUGUGGAUGCUGCGGUUCGAGGCCGAUCGGGGAUUGUGGCUUUGAUUGUGUUUGAUUUGACGGGCCAGGUGGUGGAGGCUGCGACCUCGAGACAUGAAGUCGGUUCGGCCUUGGAGGCUGAACUGGUAGCCAUCCGUGAGGCGUGUGCUUUGAGUGCUCGACGCAACUGGGCGAAUUCCUUGUUGCUCUCGGACUGUCAAGUUGCUGUUGCUGGUUUGAAGGCCAGGAGAAGCCCGGAUUGGACAGUUAGGUGCUGCUUUGAUCGGUCUUUGCAGGCCAUGUCGACAGCCCCUAAUUCUGGUCUGGUUUGGAUCCCACGCAAGCUGAAUGUUGCAGCUCAUGACCUUGCGGCCUGGGCUGCCAAUUUCAGUUGUUUUAGAGCUUUUUCGGAUAGGGAAGUGGCACCCUUUGUUGCCACUAUGAACUUUGUUUUUUGA
Cannabis sativa is the source of this 2403-nucleotide messenger RNA. RefSeq lists its product as uncharacterized. Gene Ontology annotation, molecular function: RNA-DNA hybrid ribonuclease activity; nucleic acid binding. The record is from RefSeq and is a predicted model, not a curated record. The transcript has a single exon. Bases 1 to 2403 code for a protein of 800 amino acids. NCBI's taxonomy places the organism in Eukaryota, Viridiplantae, Streptophyta, Magnoliopsida, Rosales, Cannabaceae.